CGUGGCAGAAUACUAGCCUGAGAAUAGCACAACCAUUCUACACUCAGCGUAGUACUUCUGCAUUCGUCUUCGUGGGAAAAUGCGAACAACCUUUUACAUUCAAAUUCGUAUCUCAAUUCGAUCACUCGCCAUGUUUCUUAUUAAGACAUGGAGAUCAAUGGCAUUUGGCCUAUAUGGGUACACAAACUUCACCAAAUCUGGUUUCUUGGAACACGCAAAAAAGUUUGAACCAGAAGACAUGCAAGCACGAAUAGAAGGGAAGAACUGCAUCAUUACAGGAGCAAAUUCGGGAAUUGGUUAUGCAACUGCCGAGGGUCUUGCUUCACGUGGGGCAACAGUAUAUAUGGUAUGUCGAGACAAGGAGAGGGGCGAAGCCGCUUUUUCAAGAAUUCAGGCAGUGACAGGCAAUAAAAAUAUUCAUUUGGAGGUGUGUGACAUUUCUUCUAUCAGUGAUAUCAAGUCAUUUGCCUCUAGAUUUUCUUCGAAGGAUGUGCCUGUUCAUAUCUUGGUGAACAAUGCUGGUUUGCUUGAGAAUAAGCGCAUUAUUACCUCAGAAGGAUAUGAGAUGAAUUUCGCUGUAAAUGUUCUGGGCACUUACACAAUGACCGAAUUAAUGUUGCCAUUGAUGGAAAAAGCUGCACCUGAUGCUCGUGUUAUCACAGUGUCAUCAGGGGGAAUGUACACAGCUCCAUUGACUGAAGAUCUACAGUUCAACGGUAAGAAUUUUGACGGAGUGGAACAGUAUGCCAGGAACAAGCGAAUUCAGGUAGUACUGACAGAGAAGUGGGCUGAAAUGUACAAGGAUAGAGGCAUUGGGUUCUACUCAAUGCACCCCGGGUGGGCUGAGACACCUGGGGUUGCCAAGAGUAUGCCUGGCUUUUCAAAUGCGUUAUCGGGAAAGCUUAGAACGAGUGAGGAAGGUGCUGAUACAGUUAUAUGGUUGGCAUUACAACCAAAAGAAAACCUCACAUCAGGUGGGUUCUAUUUUGACAGAGCUGAAGCACCUAAGCAUUUGCCAUUCACAGCCACAAAGGUUUCUGGUAAUGCUAUAGACUCCAUUGUUCGUAGCCUCCGCACAUUGUCGAGUCUUCAAAGCAGCUUAUAAUCUUAACCAAACAUGCUUGCAAUGCUUCACCUGUACUUGGCAAGUGCAGCUGAAGACGGUGUUAUUAUCUGUGUUUCAUACCUAAAUGGCUUGUUUGGUAAGACGGAAUGUACAGUGAUAGGCAGGGGAAGAAAAUGGAAGUAUUGUCAGUCUAUUAAAUAUUAGGGUUGGUCUAUGGGUACAUAAGGGUUGGUACAUAAUGGUGUCCCAACCCACACAUGAGGGGGGCCCGCCUGAAUAUUUAUAUUCAAGUGGGCCCCCCUCAUGUGAGGGUGUGGACACCAUUAUGUACCAACUUUUAUGUACCACAAGGGUUUUCCUAAAUAUUAUUUCGACCUUGUAUUAGUUAUAAAUUAAAUUUAUCUCAUUAAAAAUGAUCGAUUUUUGUCAACUUAUUCUUCCUUUUUGGUUCU
Molecule: messenger RNA, 1518 nt
Organism: Olea europaea var. sylvestris
Lineage: Eukaryota; Viridiplantae; Streptophyta; Magnoliopsida; Lamiales; Oleaceae
Product: dehydrogenase/reductase SDR family member 12
Exons: 10
Coding region: 80-1105 (341 amino acids)
Source: RefSeq, a predicted model, not a curated record